This is a messenger RNA of Tribolium madens (black flour beetle), 2912 nucleotides long. RefSeq names its product ichor (gene ich). NCBI's taxonomy places the organism in Eukaryota, Metazoa, Arthropoda, Insecta, Coleoptera, Tenebrionidae. Gene Ontology annotation, molecular function: DNA-binding transcription factor activity, RNA polymerase II-specific; RNA polymerase II transcription regulatory region sequence-specific DNA binding. The transcript is spliced from 2 exons. Gene Ontology annotation, cellular component: nucleus. Gene Ontology annotation, biological process: regulation of transcription by RNA polymerase II; embryo development; embryonic hindgut morphogenesis. The record is from RefSeq and is a predicted model, not a curated record. Bases 567 to 1985 code for a protein of 472 amino acids.
ACAGGUACAGUUAUAUUCUUGUAGAGGGGACUUCUAGGGGCCAGUGGUAUUGAGUAGGGCUUCCAGUGUCCAGUAGUGCGUCCUCUGUCGCAAAGAGCACGUCCGUGUUUACGAAAUUUCGGCAAUUUCGGCGCCCCCAAAAUCCCACCCUCCACCACCGUGAUGAAUUGAGUGUCGUCGAAGUGUUUUCCGGGGGUUUUUGUGCGGAAUUGUGCAUUGAUGGGUUGACCCGGAGCAUCCAAGACUGGACUUAAACCGAUGACACCGUAACACACUUAUAAAUCAUUAUUCGUGUUACAAAAGAAAACCGCAACUAGUGCUCGAUUUCGGGAUGUAUUUGCGGAGGAAAAGCAACGUUUUGCACAAACCCAAGCGGUGAACUGAAAAAAGAAUCAAAAAACUGAAAAAAAAAACGGAUGUGUUGUGUGUUCUCACUGCGGAUAUCGAUUUUUGUGUUAUCGGAAUUUAGCUCUUUUUGUCCGGCCUCAGCGAUGCGGCUGCCUUUGUUCCCCUGCCGCGUGAAUUAACCCCUCGCGGUGGCCCCAUCCCUCAUCCUCCCUCCUCCAAUGGCAACAAUGAAAUAUCCCAACGUAUCAGGUGGCACGAACAUGGCAGUCAGCGGCAAUGGCUCUCACGUUGACGAAGUCGAUUCCCUCUUCACCUCCACAUGUUGGCAAAACUCCAAUAUGAAUCUCCAGAACGACUUCAUCGACACUCAUUCCUUAACAUUAGACAGCUCAAUGAGCAAUCUAGGCGCCGACAAACUCCUCUUAGACUCCCCAAUCAGUCACGACGAUAACGAAAUCGAAACGGACGCUUUAGACAAACUCUUCCUAACUUCCCAACCCACAAACUCCAGUUUAGCCGAACUGAAGCCACUACCCCCUUUCACCGGCUACACCGCCAACCUCAGCAUCAACGGCAUCCAAGGCCACCACUACCACACGAUAUCCCAAAGGAUUCCCGAGGAGAACAACAACUCCUACAACACUUACAACGAACAGAACAUUGUCUCCAGUUCGACUUGUAAUGUGAGUGCGGAUUCCGCGGGUGAUUGUGCUAAAACAAUGUAUUCCGUUGACGGGUACUCGGAUUGUGCUAAUCCAGACUCAGUGUCAAGUGCGAAAAUGUACGAGGAUUGUAGUCACCCUUCUGCCGACUCAGUGACUCACAUAAAAACGGAAAUCGCCGAGUAUGACAUCUCCAUAGACUUUGCCAACAUCAUUGGUUCGGCGAUGGCCGACACCACCGUCCCCAACACCAACCCCGAAACCGAGGACGCCACUGGUUCCAGAGACAGCUGGAUGGACAUCGACGCCUUCAUCGGUGAGACCUGCGGGGAGCAGAAGAACCUCAUCAUCACCCAAGACGGUCUCUCGGAGUUUGGGGUUCCUGUGACCCAACCCCAACAAGGGGGCUCCACUUUACAGACGCUUCUCACGCACGGAUACAUGCCGCUGCUGCAGAACCGGCUCCAAAACGGCCCCCCCAUCAAGCAGGAAGCCCCCAGCUCGACCAACUUCUCGAGUGAUUUAAUCACGACCUCGAGUCCUCCAGCUAAUGUCGUCUCCACCACCGAUAAUCUCCUAUUGACUGUCAAUGGGCGUUUUAUGCCCCAAUAUGGGGUACAAAUGGACCGUAUUAGGAGUCCCGAUCUCCUGGGGCAGAAUUACCCCCAUACCACGACCACCAACACCCCCAACGCCCCCAAGAAGUCGAGGAGUCGCGCGCAGAAGAAGCAAGCGCAAGCCAGCACGACGGUGUUCCAAAAUGAGCAGAAUUUGGGCUUGUUGGGGAAGGAGAAGCCGGUUCAUAGAUGUAGUAUUUGUAAUCGGGGGUUCCUCAACAAGUCCAAUAUUAAGGUGCAUUUGAGGACUCACACGGGAGAGAAACCGUUUAGAUGCGAUACUUGCGCGAAGGCCUUUCGACAAAAAGCACACUUGUUGAAACACCAACAGAUACAUAAGAGGAUUGGACGCGAUUGAGGCCAAUGAGCAAAAAUUCACAAGUUUCUUGCCAUUUUGACAAUUUUUUGCUGGUUGGCCCGUCGAUUCCAAACGUGCUAUAAAAAAGGUACCUCAAUAUUCCUAUUAUGGACAAUGUGCAAUUUCAUCUAGUGAGCCGGUGCAAACAACAACGAGUUCUUAUAGGAAUAUCACAGUUCACUUUUCGGUGGCUUUCUUAAUCCUAUUUUAUUAUUUAUUUUUAUAAUGCGCAUUGUGUGGUAUAUGUUUUUUAUUUAUUUUAUUGUAUUAUAAUCUCUCCUCUGUCUUAUUUAUUUAUACUAACCUUAUUUUGUUGUAUUUGAGUUGAGUAAAAUUGUUCAAGAUUUCUCAGGUCCUCUUUAAUGGCACUUCUUGUGAUAAAAAAUAAGAUACUUAAUAUUUAAGUAAUUAAGUAUUUGUAUUUUUACAAAAUAUUUAAUUGUAUUGUGGAUUUACCUAAUUGACAACGAACCCUAUUGUAUGUAGCUCCCUUUCUGCCCUUUCGUAUCUUCUGGACCAACGUACAAAGUGCUUAUAAAUGAUUUUCAUCUAACUCAAAAUUAACAAUGAUUUAUUAUUACAAAAAAGUAGAGCGGCACAAAUAAAUGGCUGGAUGACAAUCAUUUAUAAGCACUCUGUAUAAUAGAUCUCAGUUUUUCUAACAGAAAGUUGCUUUGCACCUAGCAAUUGUGAUUUCGGGUUUGUCGCAUCGCAUUUGUAGCCCCUGAAAGACGUUUUAUUAAAAAUAGUUUGAUUAUGUGAUAAUCAGAAAAUAAGUAAAAAUAUUUGUAUUAAAUGACACAGCUUGACGACAAGUAAAUUUGUAUGUAUUUAGACUAAGUGCAGUAAACAAAUAAUUUUAAGUAGCCUCUAGCCCCUUAAAUUAAUUAUUGUUAUUAUUUUAUUGUUGAUUAUGUUAAUAAGUAU